Molecule: messenger RNA, 2553 nt
Organism: Oreochromis aureus
Lineage: Eukaryota; Metazoa; Chordata; Actinopteri; Cichliformes; Cichlidae
Gene: atp6v0a2a
Product: ATPase H+ transporting V0 subunit a2a
Exons: 21
Coding region: 1-2553 (850 amino acids)
Biological process (GO): vacuolar acidification; proton transmembrane transport
Cellular component (GO): plasma membrane; vacuolar proton-transporting V-type ATPase complex; vacuolar proton-transporting V-type ATPase, V0 domain
Molecular function (GO): ATPase binding; proton-transporting ATPase activity, rotational mechanism
Source: RefSeq, a predicted model, not a curated record
AUGCAGUGGGGGGGAGAGAUUACGAGGCAGGAGGAUCUGUCUGUGUGGCAGAUAAAGAUGGUGUUCAGGAGUGAGGAGAUGUGCUUGGCGCAAUUGUUUCUGCAGUCCGGCUCUGAAUAUGACUGCAUUAGUGAGCUCGGAGAGCUGGGGCUGGUCGAGUUCCGAGAUCUCAACCCAAGUGUCAGCUCAUUCCAGCGGCACUUCGUCAGCGAAAUCAAGAGAUGCGAGGAGAUGGAGAGGAUUCUGGGCUACCUCCUGAGGGAGAUCCAGAAGGCUAAAAUAGCCAUUCCACAGGAGGAUGAGAGUCCACUUGCUCCACCCCCAAGACAGGUCCUGGAGAUCAUGGAGCAGCUUCAAAGGCUGGAGAUGGAGCUGAGCGAGGUGGCGAAGAACAAAGAGAAGCUUCAGAGGAACCUCCUCGAGCUCACCGAAUACACGCACAUGCUGAAGAUCACGCGGACCUUCAUCCACAGCCGCUCCAGACAUGAGGCUCUUGGUAACCAGUAUGAAGAGUUCCCCACCAUGGAGACAGACUCGGUCACAGGAUCCACUGGCAUGCAGAGGCUCGGCGCCAAGCUUGGGUUUGUUUCGGGUUUGAUCCAGCGGGUGAAGGUGGAGGCCUUUGAGCGGAUGUUGUGGAGAGUGUGUAAGGGUUACACCAUCCUCAGCUACGCAGAAGUGGAUGAAAACCUCGCCGAUCUUGACACUGGUGAGAUAAGCAAAAGUGUGGUGUUUCUCAUCUCGUUCUGGGGAGACCAAAUUGGACAGAAAGUGCAAAAAAUCUGCGAUUGUUACCACUGCCACCUUUAUCCACACCCUGAGAAUGAUGAGGAGCGAGCCGAUGUGUUGGACAGCUUAAGGACGCGCAUCCAAGACCUUAACAAUGUGCUUCAUCGCACUGAGGACUACUUGAGGCAGGUUCUGCAGAAGGCCUCAGAAUCGGUCUAUACCUGGGUGGUGCAGGUGAAAAAGAUGAAGGCCAUCUAUCACAUCCUCAACCUCUGCAGCUUCGAUGUCACCAACAAGUGUCUGAUUGCUGAGGUGUGGUGUCCCGUCAGUGACCUCACAAACCUGAGGGGGGCGCUAGAAGAAGGCUCAAGAAAAGCCCAGGUGAAUCGAAGAACUCCACCCACCAUCCAACAAGUGUGCUUUUUCACUCCCUACACCAUCAUCACAUUCCCGUUUCUGUUUGCUGUGAUGUUUGGUGACCUCGGCCACGGGAUGGUGAUGAGCCUCUUCGCCUUGUGGAUGGUGCUGAUGGAAAAAAAGCAGAAGAAGAAACGCUCCAGUAAUGAGAUAUGGGCUACGUUUUUCAACGGUCGCUACAUCAUCCUGAUGAUGGGGCUUUUUUCCAUCUACACCGGCCUCAUUUACAACGACUGUUUCUCCAAGUCUCUCAAUAUAUUUGGCUCUGGCUGGAGCGUCAAGGCUAUGUUCACUCAUAAUCAGUGGACAAACAAAACGCUCCAAACAAAUGCUUUGCUCACAUUAGACCCUAAUGUCAGUGGUGUUUUUAAUGGACCGUACCCAUUUGGCAUCGACCCUAUAUGGAACCUGGCAGUGAACCGUCUGUCCUUCCUCAACUCUUACAAGAUGAAGAUGUCAGUUGUCAUCGGAGUCAUUCACAUGAGCUUUGGAGUGGUGCUGAGUGUCUUCAACCAUUUGCACUUCCGACAGAAGUUCAACGUCUACCUGCUGUUUCUUCCUGAGCUGCUCUUCCUGCUGUGUCUCUUUGGCUAUUUGGUUUUCAUGAUUUUAUACAAGUGGUUGAUGUUUGAUGCACGUUACUCCAGCCAGGCGCCCAGCAUCCUCAUCCACUUCAUCAACAUGUUUGUCAUGCAGGGGAAGGAUAUCACUCGUCUAUACCCAGGGCAGAUUGGCCUGCAAAUCUUCCUACUUGUCGUAGCGAUGCUGUCAGUUCCUGUGCUGCUGUUCGGAAAACCUCUCUACUUGUAUUGGCUCUACCGUGGAGGCAAAGGCCUGCGCAGACGCAGAGGUUAUGAGAGGGUGAGGCGUGUAAGCGAGGAUGACGGCUCCACAGCACCAUCCUAUGAUGAUGAUGAUGAAGAGGAGGGACUUGAUGAAGUGACCAACAGAGAAGCUCUUCCCAAAGAGUUUGACUUUGCAGAUGUGCUGCUGCACCAAGCCAUUCACACCAUAGAGUACUGCCUGGGCUGCAUUUCCAACACUGCGUCCUACCUGCGUCUCUGGGCACUCAGCCUGGCUCAUGCCCAGCUGUCGGAGGUGCUGUGGGACAUGGUAAUGCGCCUGGGUUUCAGGAUCACCACAAAAGUCGGUGUAGUGCUUUUGGUCCCUGUGUUCGGCCUCUUCGCCACGCUCACCGUGUCUAUCCUGCUCGUCAUGGAAGGCUUAUCAGCUUUCCUCCAUGCUCUCCGACUUCACUGGGUGGAGUUUCAGAUAAAUUCACCAACCUGUCAAGUUUGUGCAAUUGAUUUGAAAGUCCCUCCGUUUUUGAGCAAGACGGCUUGCUUUGAAACCUCUGAACUACCGGACACGACUGGAAACAGACUUUACAGUUGGGAAGGUUACUGA